Molecule: messenger RNA, 543 nt
Organism: Cetraspora pellucida
Lineage: Eukaryota; Fungi; Glomeromycota; Glomeromycetes; Diversisporales; Gigasporaceae
Source: the annotation of a GenBank genome assembly
AUGUCUAAUUCUUCAGACUCGGAACAAGGAACUCAAGAACGCAAAAAGCCCAACAUUCUCAUAACUGGUACUCCAGGAACCGGUAAGACAACUUUAAGCCAACUAGCAUCGGAAUCGACGGAUUUAUUUCAUAUAAAUGUAGGGGAGUUAGUUAAAGAAAAAUCAUUGCAUCAAGGUUUUGAUCAUGAAUUUCAAAGCUGGAUUUUAGAUGACGAUAAGCUUGUUGAUGAAUUAGAAGAAACAUUAUCGAAUGGUGGAAAUAUAGUGGAUUUUCAUUCUUGCGAAGUAUUUCCCGAACGUUGGUUUGAUUUGGUUCUGGUAUUAAGAACCGAUAACACGAUAUUGUUCGAUCGAUUAAAAGACCGAGGUUAUUCACAAAAAAAAAUCACGGAAAAUAUUGAUAGUGAAAUAUUUCAAGUUAUAUUAGAAGAAGCAAGGGAGUCAUAUCCAGCAGAAAUCGUGGUUGAACUACGAAGUAAUACCAUAGAGGACAUGCAAAGUAAUGUUACAAGAAUUGAAGAGUGGGUAGAAGCUUGGAAUUAA